Molecule: messenger RNA, 4866 nt
Organism: Coccomyxa subellipsoidea C-169
Lineage: Eukaryota; Viridiplantae; Chlorophyta; Trebouxiophyceae; Coccomyxaceae
Product: DNA repair helicase
Exons: 22
Coding region: 1-4866 (1621 amino acids)
Biological process (GO): nucleotide-excision repair; double-strand break repair involved in meiotic recombination
Cellular component (GO): nucleus
Molecular function (GO): DNA helicase activity; ATP binding; hydrolase activity, acting on acid anhydrides, in phosphorus-containing anhydrides
Source: RefSeq, a predicted model, not a curated record
AUGGCGAAGGUCAUCCAGACGGUCGCCAACAGGGAGAAUGCCUUGCUGGAAGCUCCAACAGGCAGUGGAAAGACCCUGAGCUUACUAUGCUCAGCCCUGUCUUGGCAGCGCAAGUUGAAACAGGAAGGGUAUUCAGAAGCAUGGGAAGGCAGGCCGAACAUACCGGACGAUGGCCAAGGCCAGGAAACUCCAGAAGGCAAGUCUGUCAAGACACCUCCAGAGCCCAUCAGCUGCACGCCGCCAGGAUCAGGUUCAGCAGGGAGCACUGAGGGCGAGGUCACCCCCAAUGGAGCCCCCCCUCGGGAGCCGCUCCCCAGAAUUUUCUAUGCCACCCGCACCCACAGUCAGAUCGCGCAGGCUUCUCGGAGCCAUUACUGCGUGCACAGCGGGGUCUCAAAGAAGCCCAAUGUGGAUGAGGAGUGCGAAAAGCUCCUGGAGGACCGCUCCUGCCGAUACUUCAACAACUUGCCCAAAGUGCUCAACGGGCUGGCCACCUAUGUUCCACAGGUGCAUGACAUUGAGGACUUGGUGCAAGUGGGGAAGGAGAUCAAGGCCUGCCCAUACUUUGUAGCUCGCAAAAUCGCAGAGCAUGCUGAGCUGCUGUUCUGCCCCUACAACUACCUCAUAGACCCCGUCAUCCGCAGUUCCAUGGGCAUCAACAUCCAGCACGCUGUCAUCAUCUUCGAUGAAGCCCACAACAUUGAAGACAUCAGCAGGGACGCUGCCUCCGUGGAGAUGGAGCGUGCCUCAAUGGUGGAUGUGCAGAAGGCCUUCGAGUACAAGUGCCUUGAGGCCGACAGCAGGGAGAUCUAUGGACCCCUGGCAGAUGCCUUUGGCAGGUUUGCAAACUGGCUGAAGGAGAGGUGUGAGCGGCCGGAUGUGCGCAAGCAGCAGGGAGCAGGCCAGCGCUAUGAAGGCAUCACCUCAGGGCUGCAGAUGCGUGAGGAAUUGGAGGAAGCUGGCCUGGGGAAAGAGCAGGUGGAUCUCCUGCAUGAAUUGUACGUGAAGGCAAGGGCAGAGGAGCAGAAGAAGGAGGAACCUCCUGCACCAGCCCUGGCUGAGGAAGAUGGGGCUUCCGAGCACCAGCUGCAGAACGUUGCAUCCAGCCAGGCAAAGAAGAAGGGGGCUGGGUUUGCGCUGGGGCAAACUUCACGGCUGCUGACGAUCCUGAACCUGAUGUACUCGAGUAAUGUCAGCGACUACCGCCUGGCUCUCCAGCGCUGGUACCGGUCCAGUCAACCACGCCGCAGGGGCCGCAGGCGUGAGGAUGAUGAGGAAGAUGAGGUGGCGGGGUGGGCGUUACAGUUCUGCCUUUGGUGCCUCAACCCGGCCGUUGCCUUUCACAGCAUCGCCGCAGCAGCCCGCUCCAUCAUACUCACCUCCGGCACUCUCUCUCCGCUGGACUCUUUUGCCUCAGAGCUGGAUACCUCCUUCCCUGUACGCUUUGAAGCGCCACACGUCAUCAACGCUCGCCUGCAGGUGUGGGCAGGCUCCAUCUGUGCAGGCCCAGACGACGUGAAGAUAGCCGCGACAUAUGAGCACAGCCUCAAGCCAGAUUUCCAGGACAGCGUUGGCGCCAGCAUUGCGGCCAUUGCUGGCAUCGUGCCAGAUGGGCUUCUGGUCUUUCUUCCCUCCUAUGUCAUGCUGGAUCGCCUGAUGGAGCGCUGGAAGGUGACGGGGGUCUGGGCGCAGCUGCAGCAGACCAAGGCCAUCGUGUGCGAGCCGCGCGGCACCGGCGACGCGUUUGAUGCCGUCAUGUCUGAUUUCUACACCGCCAUCCGCGAGGGCCGCGGCGCCAUUUUCUUCGCCAUUUGCCGCGGCAAGGUGUCUGAGGGGCUGGACUUCACGGACAAGAACGCGCGCGCGGUGAUAGUGGUGGGCAUCCCCUUCCCCAACGUCAAGGACACCAAGGUCAACCUCAAGAAGAAGUACAACGACGCCGGGCAGCGCGACCGCUCGCGCAGCCUGCUCACCGGCGACCAGUGGUACAGCCAGCAGGCCUUCAGGGCGCUGAAUCAGGCGGUGGGGCGCUGCAUCCGCCACAAGCUGGACUACGGGGCCAUUGUCCUGCUCGACCGCCGCUUCAGCAACACAGCCAACCAGCGCCACCUGUCACGCUGGGUGCGGACAUCUAUCAAUGUGCACGAGUCGUUUGCCCCGGCGCUGGAGUCGAUGAAGGAGUUCUUUGCGCGACUGGAGGCGAACCCUCCUGGCAAUGUGCUCCCCAAGGAGCCUGAGUACCCAGCAGCCAAGGACGCUCGCACAGGAGCUGCCGGCCAAAAUGAGAAGACCCAGCUGAAAGAGGCAGAUGCAAAGAGCAGCCAAUUUGCGAGCCACUCGCAGCCGACCCUUAACGCGGUCUGGAAGCAUGUGCCCAGCCGCCUGCGCCAGCUGCCCGGCCGGCCCUGCCCGCCUGCCCAGCGGGUACCUGCGCUGAAGAUGGAGCCGCUACCGCCCAAUCACUGUGAUGCGGAGCCUGCCCCUGCCGCUCUUGAGCCUGCAGAGGCGCAGCUGCCGCCAACACAGACAAGGGGCAGGGGGGUGGAGGCCGUCUUUGGGAGCGCUCUGGACCCCACAUCACCAGCCUCCGAAGCAUCAACGCUCCCUCCAGGCUCUGGAGAGACACACCCCGAGCCUCGCCUCAACAGCCAUGCAGAAGCCUCGACCUCUGCCAUGUUCAGCGGUGGAACGCGAAGGGGAGACGGCCAGAGCAGCGCAGGACCGCGUGACGCGUGGCAGAGCGGCCAGCAGGGGAGUUACAGGGACUUUGCGCAGCGUGAGGCUCCCAUACAUAGAAGCACGGUUGAGGCUGCCUCCCCCGCGAGGUCCACCCUGCAGCCCACCCCAGGGCAGGCGCCAACUUUGGCGCAGGACACCCUGUCCCCUCAGCGGCCCUGGCAGCAGGCGCCUGCCAACGCAGCCCAGCACCUCAUGAGCCGCUCCGGCCUCCACCGGGGCCGCGGCCGCGGCGGCGCUCCAGGGCUCCUGCAGAGCCCGGGUGGUCCCUCACCCUCACAGUGGGGGGCCCCAAAUCCUGCCUCCUUCACGGAGCAGCAGCAGCAGAGAUGGGGUGCAGAAGACAGCCCAGGGCAUUUGCAUGCAGCCUCGUCCAACCAGAGUGGUGGGUUGCAGCACGGCAAUCAGCCGAGCUGGCCGCAGCAGAGCGGCUCCGGAGCGCAGGAGAGUCCCAGGGAGUCCGCCAGGGACACCAACACCCAGGACUGGGUGAACCGAUGUGGGGCGCCGCCAGCAUGGCAGCAGCCGGGCCACGUGUCACAUGACAGCCCAGGAGGGUCCUGCACACUUGCCGGGGGGGACCAACAGGUGGGCACGCCAGCAUGGCAGCAGCCGGGCCACGUUUCACAUGACAGCCCAGGAGGGUCACAGACUGCAGUCAGGAGUGGCCAACAGGCGGGGACACCAGCAUGGCAGCAGCAGCAGCAGCAGGUGCUGCAGGGGGGUGGUGCGCAUGGGGGCCCGGGGGGGAAUUCUGGGAGGACUCCGGGGGGACUUGUCAGUGCCAGCUGGCAGGCGCAGCGGCUGCCGGGGCAGCUGCAUUGCCCAGAGACGCCCCCAAGUGUCAGCGGCCGAGACCAUGCUUCCUGGCAGCCUGCAGCCUUCUCUGCUCGCAUCACUCACCCUCCCCAUUCUCUGGCAGCAGCGGCAACUCAUGCCAGUGCAGCUCCUACCUCUCCUCCACCACUGCAGCAGGAGGCAGCUGUGAGGGAGAUGCAGGCAGCCUGGACGGAUGGGGAGUGCCAGUGGGUUAAUGGGCAAGAAGAGGCAUCGGCGCUUGUCGAGUUGCUGCCUGUGAGCGUCGUGCAGGAGUGGCUGCGGGCUGAUGUGGCAGAGAACGUUGCUUACCUCCUCAACGAGCCGGGUGUCAUGCACAAUGACAUGGCUGAAGUAGAAGAGAAGGCACACGAGGCGAUCCAGUUCUGCUUUGACUACGCCAGGGAACUUCUGGAGGAGGGAGGAGAGCUGGAACAGCUGCUCAACAGCUGGGCUUGUCCCCCGCCGAUGGGCAUGCAGGCCAUUGCUGCCGCCUGCGGCUGCGGCGCAGAGCCGCCGCCUCUGCCGGGAAUGGUUGCUGCCGCGUCAGCCGCCCUGCUGGCGCAUCUGCAGUCCCUGCCUUCCCUCCAGGCCGUCCAGGAGAUGCAAGCAGUGUAUGCUGAGGCGGGAGAGCUGUCAUUCGUUAGCAGCACGCCAGUGCGAACCCAGCAGUACGCUUCAGCACCACAGCCAGAUGCAGCCGCCUGGCCGCAGUCCCUUCCCAACAGAGCAUCUGUAGGGAGCGCGAGCAGUGAUUCUGCAGUCGAUGGCUCCGGAAUCUUCACCCCGCCUCAUGUAAGAUCUGGCAUGCUCCAGCCCCCCAGCGGCGCAGAGCCUCACAGUGAAGGCGGCGGCUAUGGCAGUCCUGCUGUCCCUGUGCGAGACUCAGAGGCUGCUGCGGAGCCAGUGCCAUGGAGAAGCCCCUUGCCCCAGUCAGAUGCUCCCCUGCGUGCUCCCCUGUCCCCGACUGCAGCCAACCGUGGGCGUGAGCCGAGCUUUGCUGGAGAAGCAAAGCUCCUCCAGGCGGGUGCAGAGGGAAGGACAGGUCCAAAGUCCCAUGCUGCACCGCUCGGCAGAGAUGACAGCGGCAGCGGCGGGAGGUCGGGGCAGAAGCGGGGGAGUGACGGGGGUAAUAAGGGGGGGAGCGGAGGGAACCCGGCGCCAGAUCAGGACGCAGCAGGCCACGAGCGCAAGCGCUGCGCGCUGUCGAGGAAUCAGGCGGAGGCGCUGGCGCGCCGUGGCGGUCAGGCGGCCGGGCCGAGGCUUGCGGCGUGGACGCAGAAUUCGGAUGACACGGAUGAUUUCAUGAUGUGA